Messenger RNA from Humulus lupulus (European hop), 705 nucleotides. RefSeq lists its product as uncharacterized. The record is from RefSeq and is a predicted model, not a curated record. The coding region runs from base 1 to 705 and encodes 234 amino acids. The transcript has a single exon. NCBI's taxonomy places the organism in Eukaryota, Viridiplantae, Streptophyta, Magnoliopsida, Rosales, Cannabaceae.
AUGAAGCAGCAAACUUAUAAGAAGAGGAAAGAUAUUCAUUUUAAGUUGGGUGAUUUGGUGCUCAUCAAGUUGCAGCCAUCUCGGCAAACCACAGUUGUUAAUCGAUUAAAUUCAAAGCUAUGCCGCAGGUACUUUGGCCCAUUUCAAGUGAUCGAUAGAACAUGCCCAGUAGCGUACGCGCUCAAACUUCCACUCGGUAGUCGUAUACACCCAACAUUCCAUGUCUCCUUGCUCAAACCAUACCAUGGAGCAACACCCCUGCAAUAUUUUCCUUUACCUGAGCUGAGCGUUGCAAAUCAUCCACUUAUGACACCCUUGGCAAUUUUGGCUACACGCAUUCAACUAAAAAACAACAAGAAGGUACGGCAAAUUCUUGUUCAGUGGACUUUGAGUUCAUUGGAGGAUGCCACUUGGGAAUAUUUUUCCACAUUCAUCAAGCUGUAUGAUUUGGCCAACCUUGAGGACAAGGUUGUUUAUGGGGAGGGAAGCAGUGUUACACCAGCCCAACCCGAUAGCCCAAUUCCUUUGGACCCUGAUGUUAUUGAGCACCAAGACUUGGUUACAACUCAGCCCAUGAUGGAAAGUCAGCCCAAAGAGACUAUCGCCAACCAUGAAGAAGGGAAGAACGAAGGUGAUACCAGCAACAGGAAAGUACGCGUGAAACCGUUUUGGCUGAUGGAUUUUGUGAUGCUCUUGGAGAGUUGA